CAAUGGUUCCCAAGUCCUUUCACGGAUGAUUCUCUAGACGGAUCCCUCAGUUUCCUGACGAGCGAGCAUUAUGUGAUGUACGGAAAGGCACUUCUGUUUGGGGAUGAGGUUGUGUCUUGGCUGCGGAGAUACCUGGAGAAGCCAAGACUUUUGGGGAGGCAAACUGGACCAUUCAAUCAGUCGAAAUGGCAUAGGUCUUGUGAUGAGAUGGUGGAGCGAGGGAAUUAUUUGAAGUUCAGCCAGAAUCCCAAAUUGAAAGAGGUGUUGUCGAGCACGGGUAGCAAGGUUAUUGUUGAAGCAUCUCCCAGUGAUCGGAUCUGGGGACCUGGUUUCGAUGCUGACCAUGCUGAGAGGAGAGUGGAGCAUUGGGGUGCUAACAAGCUGGGUGGGGCUUUAAUGAGAGGCUGGGAGAGAUUGUGA
Messenger RNA from Hyaloscypha bicolor E, 420 nucleotides. RefSeq lists its product as uncharacterized. NCBI's taxonomy places the organism in Eukaryota, Fungi, Ascomycota, Leotiomycetes, Helotiales, Hyaloscyphaceae. The annotation marks the transcript as partial. The transcript is spliced from 2 exons. The record is from RefSeq and is a predicted model, not a curated record.